Molecule: messenger RNA, 1510 nt
Organism: Drosophila montana
Lineage: Eukaryota; Metazoa; Arthropoda; Insecta; Diptera; Drosophilidae
Gene: Surf4
Product: Surfeit locus protein 4
Exons: 5
Coding region: 169-981 (270 amino acids)
Biological process (GO): Golgi organization
Cellular component (GO): endoplasmic reticulum-Golgi intermediate compartment; endoplasmic reticulum; membrane
Source: RefSeq, a predicted model, not a curated record
CGUGUUGUGUGUUUUUUGAUUUUUCUGGUUUUUGUUAAUUUUAAUUUCGUGAACCAAGUGACGAUAAACGCUACGUGUGUCUUAAAACUAAACGUGAAUGCUGCAAGCUUCGACGUCGUCCUGGAAUAACGCAUAAACAGCACAGCAGGAGCAGCAGCUGCCGCCAAUAUGAGCAUACCCAACGAAUAUAUUGCAAAAACGGAAGAUGUGGCCGAACAGGUUAUCAAGCGCGGCAAAUAUGUGCUACCAACUGUUGCACGGCUAUGUCUCAUUGCCACUUUCUUCGAGGAUGGCCUGCGCAUGUAUUUCCAAUGGAACGAACAGCGUGAAUACAUGGACAUGAGCUGGGGCUGCGGCAAGUUUCUGGCCACCGUUUUCGUGCUCACCAAUCUGUUUGGCCAACUGGGCGGCUGUGGUAUGGUUAUGGCUAGAUUCAAGGUCGACAUUGCGGUCGGUCUGCUAUUUUUCAUUGUGGUGCUACAGACAAUAGCCUAUUCCAUACUGUGGGACUUUCAGUUCUUGCUACGCAACUUUGCUCUCAUCGGAGCUCUGCUGCUGGUGCUUGCCGAAGCCCGGAUCGAGGGGCGCAGCUUAUUUGCGGGCGUGCCAUCUCUGGGCGACAACAAACCCAAGAACUUUAUGCAGUUGGCCGGCCGCAUACUGUUGGCAUUCAUGUUCAUCACGCUCAUCCGUUUCGAGUUAAGCGUGUGGAAUAUUAUUCAGGAUAUAAUUGGAUCCACCCUGAUGGUACUCGUUGUGCUGGGCUACAAGACAAAGCUCUCAGCGUUAAUUCUGGUGGCGCUGCUUACUGCUCUCAAUUUGUAUCACAAUGCCUGGUGGACUAUUCCGUCAUACAAACCGCUCAGGGAUUUCUUGAAAUAUGACUUUUUCCAGACACUCUCGGUCAUCGGUGGCUUGCUCAUGAUUGUAUCCUUGGGCCCCGGUGGCGUAUCCAUGGAUGAGCACAAGAAGAAGUGGUAGAGCGUCUAGAAAUUCGCUGAAAAUUAGAAUUACCAUAAAAUGGAACAACAGGAGCAGAACAGCACAACAACACAUAAACAGAAAAAAAUAUGAGAUAAUAAACUUGACUUAUUGAUAAAUUCAAAAGGGACUUCCGCAAUAUCCAGGCUUUACCUUUACGGCCCACCAAUUAACAUUCGCGCACGUUCAACUACAAACUUUUCGUAUACAUAUAAGACAUUUCGUUUUGUACAUAAAAUACGGCGAUUUUAUGCCCCAAAUGAGAGACAUUAACUGAUUUUAUAUUCAUUAUAUUCUGUCCACGCAUAUAUUUUGCAGUCUUUUUUUAUUUUUACCUUGUACGCCCUCAAUUUAUAAGUUGUAAUAUUUUUUGUGUUUGCGUUUGUUGUUUGAUAAGAAGUUCGGAUUAUGAUAGUGGUGUAUAAAAUAUGAUGAUGAUUGUACCAAUUGACGAUGAUUUGUUUCUUUCGUUUAUAAGCAAAAGUGUACUAGAAUUAAAUUGUAACGUUUUAAUAAACAACUAAAAUUA